Molecule: messenger RNA, 1363 nt
Organism: Trifolium pratense (red clover)
Lineage: Eukaryota; Viridiplantae; Streptophyta; Magnoliopsida; Fabales; Fabaceae
Product: paired amphipathic helix protein Sin3-like 4
Exons: 2
Coding region: 1-1335 (444 amino acids)
Biological process (GO): regulation of DNA-templated transcription
Molecular function (GO): DNA binding
Source: RefSeq, a predicted model, not a curated record
AUGGAGUUCUCUAGUAAACUCGAUGAUGCAUUCGCUUUUCUUAAGCGAGUAGAAGUUUCAUUUCAACGUAAUAGGAUCAAGUAUGAAGUGUUUAGAGAAAUUCUAAAAGAUUACAAGGCUGGAAAAAUUGAUAUAGGAGGUAUGAAAGUAAGAGUGAAGGGAUUAUUUAAAGAUCAUAAAAAAUUGAUCUCGGAGUUCAAUACCUUCUUGCCCAAGGAACAUCAAAUCACAGCUAAGUUCGAGUUUGAAGAUGGAUCCGCGUUUUAUAAGGCAGUCAAAGACGCGUUUCAAGAUAAGAGCGAAAAUUUUGACGUUUUUUUAAAUCUUAUGAUGGAUUGGAAGUACGAAAGAGUUGAUAUAAGAAGUUUCGUGGCACAAAUGAAGGAGUUGCUUAAAGAGCAUACAGAUUUAACUUUGGGAUUCAAUAUCUUCCUGCCAACUAAAUAUCAAAUCACAGUUCCAUCUCAACCUGGUGUCUCCGAGACUAUUGGUAAUAAAUUCAAAGGGGAUGGUUCACAUGUUCGCUGUUCAAAUAACCAUGAGUACUACGCUAUUGUUUCAGAAUGCAAAGAUGAUUUUAAGAAAAAAAGAAGCAAGCGAUCAAAGAGACUAGAUUUUAGCAGCAUCCUAGAAGAUGGUAUCCUUGAAUCAAAGAAUCGCGAUGAUGUUGUUGUUUGCGGAUACAAUGAAGGUUUUGAGAAAUUAACACCAAAGAAAAGAAGAAUAUCAAAUACAUCACAUAGAGUUGAGUUUCAAAUUCUUGAUACUGAUGAGACUUCUUCAUCUGACGAGGGUUCCAAGAAGAAAAUCACAAAAAGAGAAGUGAAGGAUGAAAGAUCAAACAAACCAUCGAAGAAAUGCAAGAUCAACAACAAUAAUAAUGAUAACGACCAGCUACAAGAAGAGCGACCUGAGCUUCCAUUGGUGUUUAAAGAAAAGAUUGAACAGAUGCAAGGUAGUGAUGUGAUGUUGGUGAUCCAAAAGAAACUGACCAAGAGUGACGUGGAAGAAAACAACGGUCGCUUGUCUAUCCCAGAAAACCAAGUAAUUAACGAGAACUUUCUAGAACCAAAUGAGAAAUCAUCCUUGGAUUAUGAUCGUAAUGAGGGACGCAAGAAGCGUAUUGGUAUGUCUGUGUCUGUGUUGGAUCCAAGUCUUAAUCUCUACAAUGGUAUGUGCUUCAAGAAGUGGAAAAUGGGGAAAUCUGAAAUCUACAAUAUCACAGGCGAAUGGAAUAAACUUGUAGAAAACAACCAUUUGGAAAAAGACCAAAAGGUGCAAGUCUGGUCUUUUCGAAGUCAUCAUCAGCUCUGCUUUGCACUCGUCAAGCUCUAGCAAAAGAUCGAUUAAUCAAUGAUGUGUG